UCAAAGCGUAUCACUGAUGAACAUGUUUACAUCAACUGUCUUCGUAAUUAAUUACAGUCUAAUUGCUUAUGUUUACAGCACAAGUCGGAUGUGCUAUGUUAUGAGAUUGCCCGGGUUUGAAGACAAGCGAGUGACUGACCAUGUGAUGUGGACGGAACAGAACAUGACCAGCCGGUUGAAGUGUGCUGCCAGAUGUAACCAGCAUGACCUGGCCGAGAUGUGUGGCUACAACCAAAACACAGGAGUCUGUGUAGCCUACAAUGCCACGUUCACAGACCCGUCAAGCGUCAUCUAUUAUGACGACAGUGGAUACAGAAUGUACUCUCUCUGCCCAGGCGGUCCAGCGUUGGGUACUUGCAAGACAUCUGCUGACUGCCUGGUGGCCAACACCUUCUGUAUGGAGGGAGAGUGUGUCUGUGACAUGAUGUUCGUCUUCUCUCAUGCUCAAGGUGGAUGCAUUCAAAACUGCUCUCACUACGGUACAACGUUCACCAGGUAUGUGGGGUAUAUCUUACGUGAGCAUAACGAUAUUAAGGUGGAAUCCAUCCCGGAGAAAGACUGCCAAGCGGCUUGCAUCAGUGAGACAAGCAUACUGUGUAAGACCGUUGACUACAAUCCAACAUCAAACAAUUGCUUCCUGAGUUCAACAGGAUGGAGUGACGCCCCGGCCACAUCAAGGGCUGCUGACGCGAAAUAUAACAUGCACAUCCGACAUUGUGAUGUUUGAAUACAUUUAAAAUGGAAAUCAGGACGUAAGUGGUUAUUGUCAAACAAUGAAUAUAAAAGCCGCCGUUAUUAUAUGUCGGUUGGGCGUGUUACAUUUCAAGCUUCAAACAUCUUCGUCCAUAAACUGUUGCUUUGUGUUGUUGUAAUAUGGUAUAACUUAUUUUGUGAUGUACAAAAUAAAAUGUCAACGCAAGGGAAUAAGCAGUCUCGAUUAUUAAACGAAAGAGAUUCCAUUUGGCGUAAAAGGAAAGAUGGUAAAAAUAAUCGUUAAGUGAAUGGAUAACAGAACAUCCGUGAUGACACCACAUGUUCGCAAAAAGGGUAAGAAUGUACGGUGGCCCAUAAGGGACAUGGAGUCUGUUUUUCAAUAUUUUGAUGUUUCACUUACUUUUAU
Messenger RNA from Haliotis rufescens (red abalone), 1120 nucleotides. RefSeq lists its product as uncharacterized. The transcript is spliced from 3 exons. The record is from RefSeq and is a predicted model, not a curated record. The coding region runs from base 17 to 727 and encodes 236 amino acids. NCBI's taxonomy places the organism in Eukaryota, Metazoa, Mollusca, Gastropoda, Lepetellida, Haliotidae.